Molecule: messenger RNA, 3029 nt
Organism: Prinia subflava (tawny-flanked prinia)
Lineage: Eukaryota; Metazoa; Chordata; Aves; Passeriformes; Cisticolidae
Gene: OSGIN1
Product: oxidative stress induced growth inhibitor 1
Exons: 6
Coding region: 223-1722 (499 amino acids)
Biological process (GO): negative regulation of cell growth
Molecular function (GO): growth factor activity
Source: RefSeq, a predicted model, not a curated record
CUCAUGCUUAUUACUAUUUUCCUCGCUCCACCUCCAGACAUUUUGGCUCCUCCUCCCCUCCCUUGCUGCUGCUUGCCUACUAUAUUUAAACAGCUGUCUUACAGCAGAGAGAGGAUUCCAGGCUUGUAGUUUGGUUGGCUCUCCUGACUGUACAAUCACUUUCAUAAAAGAUCCCACCUCUCAUCAGACCUGCUGCUAAAGCAGGUAGAUUCCAGAGCAUAAAUGCUUCCGGACAGGAAGAUGUAUCCAUUAGUGACCAGACCCUCAAAUAAGAGUGGGCUCAGGACACUGCCUGUUGUGAUCAUAGGGAAUGGACCUUCAGGAAUCUGUCUCUCAUAUUUGCUGUCAGGUUACACCCCUUACUUCAAAAGACACUCUCUUCAUCCUCAUCCUAUUCUUCAGAGGAAACUGGAAGAGGCACCAGAAGUUUCUGUUUUGGACCAGGAUUUGGAGUAUCUGUCUGAAGGCUUGGAGGGACGAUCCCACAGCCCUGUGGCUCUUCUCUUUGAUACUCUGCAGCGUCCAGACACAGACUUUGGUGGGACAGCAGAGUCUGUGCUCACUUGGUGGCAUGAGCCUGACAGAGCCAUUCCCCACCUGGUCCUUGGCAGAAACCCCCCUGGAGGUGCCUGGCACUCUAUAGAGGGCUCUAUGGUGACCCUGAGCAAAGGGGAAUGGAUGGGACUUCCAGAUCUCCCUUUCAAAGAAUGGUUAAAGCAAAAGAGAAGAGGCCUCAGAAACAAUAGAGCCACAGCAGAGGACAUUGCUCAAUAUUACCAACACUAUGUGGUGAAGAAAGGACUGCAGAAGAAUUUCAAAUGUGGCACUGUUGUGACCUCUGUGAGGAAAGUGAGUGCAGAGAGCGUCUCCAGCCACACCCAGGAAGAUCUGCAGGAGGACAGUGACUCACUCAGGAACUCCAAUGAAAAAAGCACAGAGAUCUUUCAGGUGGAUGGAUUUUUCAAAACUCUGGGAAGUGAUAAAGAGCCCUUCUCCAUCUAUGCAGAGAAUGUGGUUUUGGCCACAGGAACAUAUGACAAUCCUACCUGGCUCGGGGUCAAGGGAGAAAACCUUUGCUAUGUCCAUCACCAGCUGUCUGCCCUAGAGGAAGCAGUGAAGAACAACAGUGUUGGCAUCAUGUCAGAUCCAGUCUUGAUUGUGGGUGCUGGUCUGACAGCUGCUGAUGCCAUUCUCUUUGCUCACCACUGCAAUAUUCCAGUAAUCCACGUUUUUCGCAGACGAGUCACUGAUCCAGGCCUUAUUUUUAACCAGCUCCCCAAAAUGAUGUACCCUGAAUACCACAAAGUGCAUCAGAUGAUGAAAGAACAGACAGCUGCCUGUGCUGGGCCCUAUGAGAGCUACAUCAGCCUCCCUGAACAUCACGUGCUCUCCUUUGGCAAGGACAAGAAAUGCAUCUUUCAAGACAAGAAUGGCUGUCAGAAAGCUUAUAAAAUUUCCAUGGCUCUUGUUCUAACUGGCUCAAACCCCAACCUCUCCUUUCUGCCAAAUAAUGGCAUUGACUUGGCAAUGGACAGUGACCAGCCAGUCAAUUCAAAGAGGAAUCCCAUAGAUGUUGACCCAUUCACCUAUGAAUGCACUCGGCAGAAGGGGCUCUAUGCUCUGGGGCCUCUGGCAGGAGAUAACUUUGUGCGCUUUGUUCAGGGGGGGGCUCUGGCUGCUGCCAGCUCUCUGUUAAAGAAAGCCAACAAAAAUCCCCCCUAACAGAAAACCCCAUCCCUGUACUACCUGUACCUGGAUGGGUUAGUGAUCUUUCCACGGGGCAGCAAAUCAUCUGAUUUGUAUAUCCUCAAAUCUAAAGGCCAUUCCUGGUAUUCUCCAAGGUUAUAUGGAGAGUUACUAAGUUCUUGCUGAGUUAUUUGAGAUUAAGUGACCAAAUACAGGGUGGGUUCCACACACAGCAGUAUCUUCAAUUCCUGAGAAUUCAGCUCCUUUUCUGCAAAGCUGUGCACGGUUACUGGGACUGAAGCUUGUGCCUGGAAGAGCAAGGGAAUCAAUGUUUGUUAUUUUCAGAUAGCAGGCCCACAACACUGUGUCUGUUGGUGUCUUACAGUGUUUUGUCAUGAAACAAAGUAAACUGACCUGGUUUUAUUUACUCCUCUGGUUUGGCUAUAUGUUCUUCUUAGGCCAGAAAUCGCUGCCAGGUGUUGCAGGUACCUCUGGCACAUGGAGGGGUACUCUGAAAGUAAAACUGACAUAGGAACAUUCAAAACUGUAUUGUCUCACCAACACCAGCAACAGGUAAUAUAUGAUUUUUUUAAAAAUCAAGAGAUUCCUGUGGUGGGUUCUUCUCCUUCCUGAGAAGAAAUGGUACUGAUUUUCAAAUACUUGGUUUGGCAUCCUGCUUUCUAAAUCCUAAACCUGUGAUAGCCAAGCUCUUGGCAGCUGCUGUAAAGACAAGCAGAACUAAAGUCUGUCUUGGAACUGCCCAUGUACUGUAUGGUGCUUCUGCUGCAUAGAGUAUUCUGGAAAGGUGCAAUAUGUUAUAUACUGGGUGAAUUACAAAUGUAUUAUGUUUUUUUAAAAAAUAAUAUUAUUUGUGUAAGAGGGAAAAUGGCACAGUCACUUUUUGGUAGCUUUAUGCUAUAGGUAUAGAUGUAGAUAUAGAUAGAUCUCAACUUUUUAUACUGUUUCUCUAAAAGAUUUUUAUUGGCAGAAUAUUCUGAUACGGUCUUUCAGUCUGUUCUGAAUGAGCUGGGAUGGAUGCAAUGACGCCUUAUGUUGUAAGCAGCAUUCUCAACAGACCAUCUGGGUUUUCAUAGAUUUCACAAGAAAUAUUACAGUCACAGCUAAUUUAAUUUGAUGUAAAGACAGAGUCUGCUCCCUGUGCUGCACUGAAACUCUCUGACAUCACAAGUCUCUGAAAAACUGAGUGGGAUGAGACAUCUGCAAGUGAAUUGGCCUGGAGAUGUGGGAGGGGCUUGUCUGUGAUGUUACUGUGUCACACUUGAAUCGUUUUUCUGACUGACUGUUCUUGUACGAAACUUCCCAAUAAAGUGAUUUCAGACUUA